Messenger RNA from Apus apus (common swift), 920 nucleotides. RefSeq names its product putative protein TPRXL (gene CIST1). The transcript has 4 exons. Bases 26 to 883 code for a protein of 285 amino acids. The record is from RefSeq and is a predicted model, not a curated record. NCBI's taxonomy places the organism in Eukaryota, Metazoa, Chordata, Aves, Apodiformes, Apodidae.
GGCGGAUCGGGCCCGGGGCGGCGGCAUGGCCCGGGGCACCCUCCGCCUGCUGCUCUGCUGCGCCUCUGCCCUGCUCGCUGCAGGGCUGGGACCUGACAGCAGCAGGAACAGUACGGACAACAGCACGGGGACAACCAUGUCAUCAUCUCCAUCCAGCUCAGCUGCAGCCACCAGCUUGAAGACACCCAGCAUGUCUUCAUCCACGCCUGGCACCCGUGUGCAUCCAGCCAACCUACCCACAGCAUCAUCUCCAGCGAGCACAGUGACACUUCGGGCAUCUUCUCCCAGCGCAGCCACAUCAUCAUCUUCCUCCAGCACUGCAGGCUCAACAGCACCCGUGACACCUUCAAUAUCCAGCAUGACCACAACACCACCUCUCCCUGCAGCGUCUCCAUCCAACACGACCACGACAGCACCUCCAUCCAACAUGACUACAACACCCUCUUCAUCCAUGACAACUUCCAGCACGACCAUGGCACCAUCUCCAUCCCACUCAGCUGUGCCCAACUCCACGACUCAUCCACCCAACUCCAAGGCAGAUCCGGUCCCAUCCCUGUCCGUGCCCCCCAGCCCCACUCCUGCUCCCAGCUCUCCUGCACCCACAGCGACCUCCAGUCCCAGCAGCACCUUGGCCACCAGCUCCAAAACAACACUGGCCAUCAGUACCAUCUCCGUGGCCAGCAGCUCCGCGCAGCCCCCCGCCCAGACCAGCCCUUUCACCGUCAUCAUCAUCUGCCUCUUUGUCUGCGUGCUGGUGGGGGGGGCGGCCGUGCUGCUGGUGCGGCUGAGGCGCCGCGGGACCCCCCGCUUCCGACACCUGGAUGAGGUGCCCAUGAGCAAAGUGAUGGAGGGGUCCUACGGCACCCACCAGCCACCCAGGUGACCCCCCCAAUCCUGCUGCAGCCCCCCCCACCCCCGGG